AUGGUAACAAAUUGUUCAUAUCACGCUUUGGAAGAGCAAAAAGAUGAAGAAAAGGAGAUCAUUGUUGAGGAAGAGAAGAAAAUACAUUCAACAAUUGCAGUUAAAGAGUUUCGCGAAGAUAUAGCUCUUCUCCGCGCGUUGGCGAUUUUGGCUGUUCUUGGCUAUCAUUUUUGGCCAACAAUUUUCCCGCUGGGAUUCAUUGGAGUCGACAUUUUUUUUGUGAUCUCCGGCUUCUUGAUUAUGCGUAUUCUCGAAUCACUGAAAAACGAGCGACUAGAUCGGGUUUUUCUCUCAUUUUACUAUCGCCGAGUGAAGCGAAUCCUUCCACUCUACUACUUAAUUGUGUUUUUCAUAGGUUUUUCAAUGCUAUUUCUCUAUACAGCUGUCUGGGCUCAACGUUAUUUUCGUUUCUAUUUCGGCGCGAUUUUUUUCUUCCCCAAUUUUCAACUACAACAAGCCGAGGGGAACUAUUUCUCGGAGGCUACGGAAAAAAUGCCAUUUCUUCACUCAUGGUCUCUCGGUGUCGAGAUGCAAUUUUAUCUUGUCGCUCCGUUUUUAUUCUACAUCUCAAAAAUGGAAAUUGCUCAAUCAAUGGGAUAUUUGACGUUGACUCGAAAACAAUCUGAUAUUCUCUCGGUGAUCUAUUUAAUCAACACCUCUCUUCUAUUCUUUCCAUUUCCCGACAAAGUCACUCCACCGCAUUUCUUCCAAAUCUUAAUCACCAUCUCGUCAGCUGGUUUUAUUCUUUUUUCAACGAAUUGUUCAAUCUCGUGGUCUCGUUUCCGCCUCGGGUACAUUGCGCGGAUCUCCUACGCUCUCUAUUUAGUUCAUUUCCCGAUUCUUCGCUUUACUGAAUACCUUCAACAAUAUUAUAAUAAAGAUUUUGAUGUCCCCCUCGUCUCCCUUGUGAUCACUUUUCUUCUCUCCAUCGUUGCCCAUCACUUCUUCGAGGCUCCACUCCUUCGACGUGCUCAAAAUGAAACUCAAUGCUUUAAAUGGAAUUUAAUC
Messenger RNA from Mesorhabditis belari, 1008 nucleotides. The record is from the annotation of a GenBank genome assembly. Lineage: Eukaryota; Metazoa; Nematoda; Chromadorea; Rhabditida; Rhabditidae.